AGUAUGAUACGCUGGAGCAGAUCAAGUCGCCAUUUUGCGAAAGUAGCAGAAUGAAAUCGCUGGCUCUUUUGUUAGCUUGCGUAGCUCUCGUACGAGCCGGUACCUACCAGGACCGGUUCACGGAACAGUACAACAAAAUCCACGAUUCGAACAAUGGAUACUUCUCUAACGAAGGCAUCCCGUACCAUUCCAUUGAAACUCUGAUCGUCGAGGCCCCAGACCACGGUCAUCAGACCACUUCGGAAGCAUACAGUUACUAUGUCUGGUUGGAAGCCGUCUAUGGGGGUGUAACCGGGGACUUCUCCAAAUUCAACAAUGCUUGGCAGAGUUUGGAAGACCACAUCAUUCCCAAACUCCAACCGACCAACAACUAUUACAAUCCGAGCUCCCCUGCCACUUACUCCGCCGAAUUGGAUGAUCCCAGUCAAUACCCAUCUCCGAUGGAACCCGGUGUACCCACCGGACAAGAUCCUUUGUUCCAGGAAUUGAAUCAGGCCUACGGAACUGAAGAUGUUUAUGGAAUGCACUGGCUUCUGGAUAUCGACAACGUAUACGGUUUCGGUAAUACCCAAGGACAAUGCGAAUUGGGACCCAACGAAAGUGGUGCUUCUCUCAUCAACAACUACCAAAGAGGACCCCAGGAAUCCGUAUGGAGGACAGUUCCCCAACCGACUUGCGAUUCCUUCAAGUAUGGUGGCCGCAACGGCUUCUUGGACUUGUUCGUAGGUGACAACAGUUACGCUCAGCAAUGGAAAUACUCCAAUGCUCCUGAUGCCGAUGCCCGCGCCGUACAAGCCGCAUACUGGGCUGCCCAAUGGGCCAGAUCUGCUGGAAAAAUCAACGACAUCAGUUCCACCCUCACCAAAGCCUCCAAAUUGGGAGAUUACUUGCGUUACGCUAUGUUUGACAAAUACUUCAAGAGAAUCGGCAAUUGCAUUGGACCCUACAACUGCCCCGGAGGUAACGGAAAAGAUAGCGCCCACUACUUGAUUUCCUGGUACUAUGCAUGGGGAGGUUCUUUGACCACCAACGGUGGCUGGGCUUGGCGUAUUGGAGAUGGUGCCACUCACUUCGGUUAUCAAAACCCAUUGGCCGCCUACGCUCUGUCCAACGAAGAAACUUUGAAACCCAAAGGUACCACCGCUGUAGACGACUGGUCUAAAUCUCUCCAGAGACAGUUGGAAUUGUACCAGUACUUACAAACCGAAGAAGGUGCAUUCGCCGGUGGUGUGACCAAUACAUGGAAGGGACGUUACGACACCCCUGAUUCUAACCUUACGGAUGACACUUUCUACGGCAUGUUCUACGACUGGGAACCGGUCUACCAUGACCCUCCAUCCAACAGAUGGUACGGUAUGCAACCCUGGUCCGUCGAUCGUCUGGCUCAAUAUUAUUACGUAACUGGAGACUCCAGUGCUCAGGGAGUUUUACAAAAAUGGGUCAACUGGAUCAUCCCCAACAUCAAAAUCGAAAACGGCGACUUCUCACUUCCAUUGAACUUGGGUUGGCAGGGUGACCCGCCAAGAAUUGAUGUAACUAUCGAAAGCUACGGACAGGAUAUCGGUGCCGCCUCUGCCACUGCCAGGACUCUCGCUUACUAUGCAGCCAAGUCUGGUGACAGCAACGCCAAGAAUGUUGCUAAGCAACUUUUGGACGCCAUCUGGACCCACAACGAAUCCAAGGGUGUGACCGUUGUCGAAACCAUGGACACCUACACCCGAUUUAACGAGAAAGUAUACAUUCCCUCAGGCUGGACCGGUACCUACCCCAAUGGUGACGUCAUUGACGAAUCUGCCACCUUCAUUAAGAUCCGUUCGUGGUACAAGAAUGACCCCGACUGGUCCAAGGUUGAAUCAUACUUGAAUGGUGGAGCGGCUCCGCAAUUCACUUACCAUCGUUUCUGGCAACAGGCUGACAUUGCCAUCGCUAACGGAGUUUACGCAUUGUUGUUCAACGAAUAAAUGGGACUUGUGAUAGGUUUAUUUAAACUCAAUAAAUAAAAAUUAAAAUUAAUUAAAAA
Cylas formicarius (sweet potato weevil) is the source of this 2020-nucleotide messenger RNA. Its product is annotated as exoglucanase B-like. Bases 51 to 1961 code for a protein of 636 amino acids. The transcript is spliced from 2 exons. Lineage: Eukaryota; Metazoa; Arthropoda; Insecta; Coleoptera; Brentidae. The record is from RefSeq and is a predicted model, not a curated record. Gene Ontology annotation, molecular function: cellulase activity. Gene Ontology annotation, biological process: cellulose catabolic process.